AUGACGUCAUCCAGAUCAAGCCAGGCGACACUAACAGAUCUCCGGAUUCGGAAAUCAUCUCUUCAAAAUUUAAAAAGUAUGCCAAUCAAUAAGAACCAAAUCUUUCGUAUCUUGAUAGACAUUUGUGAGGAGGCUGAAAUAUACGUUACAGCCAAAGAGAGUGCAAAAGGUGCUCUUAUUACUGGUGCCACCGCAUUUUUAGGUGGAUUAAUGAUGGGGCCUCCAGGAUUCGCAGUAGGUGGCACUGUUGGUGGUCUUUUAGCAUACAGUAAUUCUGGGAAUUUCAGACCAGUGAGUAAAGUGUUUAUGGAACUACCAGAAAAGAAAAAAGACUACCUGAUUGAAAAUUUUUCUUCAAUUCUUGAUUUUUUAUUUUACUCUCUCUCUCUCUCUCUCUCUCUCUCUAUCUAUCUAUCUAUCUAUCUAUCUAUCUAUCUAUCUAUCUCUAACUCUCUGUUGUCACCCUAA
Molecule: messenger RNA, 468 nt
Organism: Acanthosepion pharaonis
Lineage: Eukaryota; Metazoa; Mollusca; Cephalopoda; Sepiida; Sepiidae
Source: the annotation of a GenBank genome assembly